This is a messenger RNA of Leishmania braziliensis MHOM/BR/75/M2904, 555 nucleotides long. RefSeq lists its product as hypothetical. The record is from RefSeq and is a predicted model, not a curated record. The transcript has a single exon. Bases 1 to 555 code for a protein of 184 amino acids. NCBI's taxonomy places the organism in Eukaryota, Euglenozoa, Kinetoplastea, Trypanosomatida, Trypanosomatidae.
AUGCUGUGCACGCGCGUUCUCGUGCUUAUCUUCGUGCUGCUGCUUGCAGCAUGCGGUGUGUGUGCGGCGCUGCUCCCACUCAUGCGGACGAAGGGGCCCAUGAUUGACGGCCAUCCCUCAGAAAGGGUGAUGUUCUUGUGGUACGAAGAGACCAAGUUCACAGUUGGGCCUGCGCACUACUACACCCGCACCUACCAUCGCAACAGCACCUGCGCUGGGUUCAAAACAGCUGCAUUAGCCAGCGCCGCUCUCGACGUGGCGGGGUGCGGCUUAGCUGGCAUUAUCGGUUUACUGGCCGCCGCACAUCUCUACUCACGCAUGAAAUUCAGCAUCUGCUGCUCCAUCAUGGUGCUCUGCUUCGUGGCCUUUGCUUGUUUCGCCGCUUCGGUCGCGACGGUGAUAUUUACCUUUUUCACAGACACGUGCGUGAACGAUAAUGCGACGCGGGUGGUGGCCUUGCGUGACCAGGGCUUCGUCCUUGUGGAGGGGUUCAUUUUCCUCUGUAUAGCGGCGGGCGGCUUCCUCAUUGCUGUCUUUGUGGAAAUCUUCAGCUAG